Messenger RNA from Brachypodium distachyon (stiff brome), 1713 nucleotides. Its product is annotated as trihelix transcription factor ASIL2. Gene Ontology annotation, cellular component: nucleus. Lineage: Eukaryota; Viridiplantae; Streptophyta; Magnoliopsida; Poales; Poaceae. The record is from RefSeq and is a predicted model, not a curated record. The transcript has a single exon. Bases 414 to 1388 code for a protein of 324 amino acids. Gene Ontology annotation, molecular function: transcription cis-regulatory region binding.
UCGGGGACGACUCUGAGAAAGUCCGGACAGAGGGGAGGUUACAACAACACGGCGCGCGGCCACGGCGCGGAUGGGGAAGCGGUGGGCGGUGCCCAGUGCCCACCACGGGCCGCACGACGCGGCGCCGCACGGUGCGGUGCCCUUCCUUGCCCGUGCCCGUGCCAUUAACCCCGCCACGCGACGAGACGGGACAAGGCAAAACCACCGCCACGCCCACACGCGGCUGCCGCGGCAGCCGGUCGUUCCUUUCACCGCGCGGCCCACCCCACGCCAACGCCAGCGGCCCACCUCCACCGCACCGCACCGCGCCUCCAUAUAUGACCGCUUCCCCCACCACCACCACCUCCUCCUCCUCCGUUCCCCUUUCUUCACCCACAACCAAACCCUAGCCGCCGCCGCCGUAGACCACCCUCAUGUCGUCGUCCUCGUCGCCCAAGCCUGACGCCGUCUCCUCCCCGGAGCUGCCCCCGCUGGCCGCGCCCAACAUCGCGGCGGCGGCGGCCGCCGCCGCGGCGGCGGCCUCCUCGUCCGGCGGCAUGGGGCUCUCCGGGUCCGCCGUCGGGGUCGGGUCCGGCCGCCGCCUGCCCCCUCCCUGCUGGACGCACGAGGAGACCCUGGCGCUCAUCGAGGCCUACCGCGACAAGUGGGAGGCGCUGCGGAAGGGGAACCUGCGGGCCGCCGACUGGGACGAGGUCGCCGGCGCCGUGACCGCCCGCUGCGGCCACUUCCCCACGGCCACAUACAAGUCCGGCGUGCAGUGCCGCCACAAGAUCGAGAAGCUCCGCAAGCGGUACCGCGCCGAGCGGUCCCGUUCCGCGGGGAGGUCCAAGGGGCCCAAGUGGCCCUUCUUCCCGCUCCUCCACGACCUCGCUGGCGGGGGCGCGCCCGAUCCCAGCCCCAACCCCAUCAUCAAGAUCAAGCCCAGGGCCGGCGGCGGCACCCCCGCGUCUCCUUCUUCACCCAUGUCCUCGCCCUCGUCCGAGGAGGCUGGCCGGAGCAGGAGCCUGCACGGCCUCAUCUCCAACGGCGGAGGCGGGAGCGGCCUGCGGUUUACGAUCCCCAAGGGGUCGCGCACGAAGCCGGUGGGUGCGCCACGUGAGGCCAGGGCAGACAGGGGCGAUGAGGACCCUGAGGCGGAGGCCAUGGCGGAGGUGGCGUCGGCACUGAGGGCCGUUGGGGAAGGAUUUCUGAGGAUGGAGGAACGCAGGCUGGAGAUGUCGCUACAGAUGGAGAAGGAGAGGAUGGAUUCAGAGAUGAAGCGCACCCAGACGCUGCUCGACGCACAGCAGCUCUUCGUCGAGGCCUUCCUCGGCAAGCAGCAGCAGCCGCACCACAAGAAGUCCAAGCUGGCCGCCUUUGCUACGGCUGCUGCCAUGGAGGAAGAUUGAUGUGUGCCUAGAGCUCCGGUGCUCAUCUCAACUAUGUGUUGAACUGUUGAUGUUUAGUUGUCUACUGCUGGCUUGUAUGUUUAUUAAUUAACUGCAACUCCUGUUAGUCAGUUGAUGACUUGUGAUGUUUUUACUCUUCUUGUGGUUUGGAUCAUUAAUUUAAGGACAAAGAAUGUAGGUGUGUAGGAUAUGGCUGUGGGAGGAUUAGGAGUGUUAAGUUGUAAUCAGUGAGUGUUCCUGUUGUGUUUGAGUUGAUGUUUAUGGUGGGAAAAGAAAUGCAGCUUAGCUUGUUCAAAAUACCAUCAUCUAGUCAUGGUUUCUUCUA